Molecule: messenger RNA, 1035 nt
Organism: Ficedula albicollis (Collared flycatcher)
Lineage: Eukaryota; Metazoa; Chordata; Aves; Passeriformes; Muscicapidae
Gene: TAMM41
Product: TAM41 mitochondrial translocator assembly and maintenance homolog
Exons: 9
Coding region: 1-987 (328 amino acids)
Biological process (GO): CDP-diacylglycerol biosynthetic process; cardiolipin biosynthetic process
Cellular component (GO): mitochondrion
Molecular function (GO): phosphatidate cytidylyltransferase activity
Source: RefSeq, a predicted model, not a curated record
AUGCCCCGGCCGGGCCGCAGGGGGCGCAGCGCGGCUCCGCGCUCCGCGCUCGGCCCCUCCUGCCGCCGCCGUGGGCGGCCCCAGGCGGGGGCCUCGGCCGAGCGGGGCGAGACAAAUAUGCUGGACUUUGUGUUUGCUGUUGAUGAUGCUGUGACCUGGCAUAUGACGAACUUGUUAAAGAACAGGAGUCAUUAUUCCUUCCUUAAAUUUUUUGGGCCCAAAAAGAUAAGUACCAUACAGAAAUAUGGAGCAGGAAUUUACUACAACACCUUAGUGCCAUGCAAUGACAGGAUGAUAAAAUAUGGAGUAAUUAGCACUGAUGCCCUGAUUGAGGAUUUGUUUCACUGGAAAACUCUCUAUGUGGCUGGGCGCCUACAAAAGCCGGUGAAAAUCCUGGCCCAGAAUGAGAACAGCAGGCUGCAAGCUGCUCUUGUCAGCAACCUGAAGAGUGCAGUGACAGCAGCCUUCCUCAUGCUGCCAGAGAGCUUCUCUGAAGAGGAGCUUUACAUGCAGAUUGCAGGACUCUCCUACUCAGGUGAUUUCAGAAUGAUAAUAGGAGAGGACAAAUCCAAAGUGCAGAACAUAGUGAAGCCCAACGUUGCCCAUUUCCAGAAGCUGUACAGUACCAUACUCCAGGACUGCCCUCAAGUGGUGUACAAGCACCAUCUGGGGAGGCUCGAGAUUGAUAAAAGUCCAGAAGGUCAAUUUACACAACUUAUGGCUUUGCCAAAGACCCUGCAACAAAAGAUAACUGCUCUGGUAAGCCCUCCUGGAAAGAACAGAGAUGUGGAAGAAAUUUUACUGCAAGUUGCCCAUGACCCUGACUGUGGAUUUGUGGUGCAUCAAGGCAUCUCAGGAAUUGUGAGACCCUCCAGUAUAGUGCAGAGUGCUAAAACCAUCCUGACAGCUGGGGCAAAGAAAUCUAUAACUUACAGUUUGAAGAAAUUAUAUAAGAUGACAAAGGGAGGGUUAAAGAAGACAUCUUGAGUCUUUACAUACUGUGUAUGGGUAAAUAAAUGGUACUUUUUCAUUAAA